AUGGACAACUUCGGCGUCGUCGAGAUCGCCAGCCAACGCCGCGCUGUGGCGCCCGGCUGGGCCUACGUGCCGGAAAACAGCAGCCGCAAUGUACCGCCAGGGAUGGCUGCAACCAUGGCCGCCGCCGGUGCAAACUAUACAGCCGGCGGUGCCUUUGGCGCAGCAGCAGCCGGUGCAGCGGGUGCAGGAGCAGGUGCGGCCGGCAGCGGUGUGGCUAAGAACUCACGCAAGCGCUCGACACGCAACCAAGGCGGCGCCGCUGCCGGCGGUGCAGGCUCGUCGGUCGCGCUCUUUUCGCAUCUUACGUCGCGCCAGGAAGCCAAGCUACGCAAGGAGCUCGAGCUUCUAGACCGCGACGGUGGUUCGGCAGCUGGCAGCAGUGGUGGGCGUGACAGCCAGAUCCCGAUCCCGGCCAAGGCGGUCAAGGCACAGAACAAGUACACGCCGAAUGUGCGCAAGAUCCUGGCGUCGCAAAAGUCGUUUGCCAACCAUCUCGACGACUUCAACGCGCUCACGGCGCUGCACGAGGCGAACCCACACCUGUAUCAUAACCACAAUCACAACCAUAGCCAUGGACUUAACAGCGACACGCCGAGCGGCGGGCGAGGCGCCGCGGCAUCAGGGGCGGUUGCGACCGCCACACCAAGCAAGAACGGCAACAGCAGCAGCAGGCGGCCGGCGGCAAAGAAGGACGCAAAGAAAGACACAAGACGCGGCGGCUCGGCAGCAGCACGGCGGUCCACUUCAGCAGCAACCCCGACGCCCUCAUCCGCUGACACGCCAAUGGCCGAUGCCCCAGGGACACCAGACGCGGCGGGCCAUGCAGACGGCAUGGCUGCGCAGGAGGCCGCACAACAGACGACCCGUCCCGCCUCGUCUAUACUCCUGCCUUACACAGGACCCCGGCCGCCUGCACAUCCUCUCGACAACGACCCGCUCCUUGUCAGCAAUAUGCCGCCACUGCCCACGGACGACGAGCUGCGCAGCCUCGUGCAAGGUCCGCCACUGACGUACCCCGAAGCGCGUGCCGACUUUGUCGACGACAACGACGAUGGCAGCACCGGACGGCGCUACCCGACGCGCGUGUUUUGCGAGAUCUGCGGCUACUGGGGCCGCGUCAAGUGCACAAAGUGCGGCACGCCCGUGUGUGCCCUGGACUGUCUGGAGCUGCACCGGGACGAGUGCAUGACGCGGUAUGGGCUGUAG
Molecule: messenger RNA, 1206 nt
Organism: Sporothrix brasiliensis 5110
Lineage: Eukaryota; Fungi; Ascomycota; Sordariomycetes; Ophiostomatales; Ophiostomataceae
Product: hit finger domain protein
Exons: 1
Coding region: 1-1206 (401 amino acids)
Biological process (GO): chromatin remodeling
Cellular component (GO): Swr1 complex
Molecular function (GO): nucleosome binding
Source: RefSeq, a predicted model, not a curated record